Porites lobata is the source of this 427-nucleotide messenger RNA. The record is from the annotation of a GenBank genome assembly. Lineage: Eukaryota; Metazoa; Cnidaria; Anthozoa; Scleractinia; Poritidae.
AUGAAGACAUCAAGGCAGGUGGGGUCUCUCCCGAGCAGAGUGACCUUGAUGUCCCUUACAAAGAAAGAAAGAGAGGAGAUAGCAGAGGAGCGAUCUCAACAAGGAAAAAUAUUGGAGGAAGAUCAAGAGAAUGCGAAAGAUAUUCGAUUAGAAGCCAUGGAAAAACUGUCUCAAACAAAGAAAGCAAAAGAAAAUUGCAAUGACCCGCCCAAAACGAGUCAAAGAACAAGCAGCAAGGCUAUCUCUUUCCUAAGCGAAAAAAAAAAACAAAACAUGGAUUCCAAACGAACUCAAAUUGAGGAGCAAGAAGUAUGAAAGAGGAAGAAAAAGGUGCGACGAAGCAGAGAAAAGACAUGACAGUAUGAUGCAAAUGUUUGUCUACCAGAAUCAGCUAAUGCUAUCGAUAAUCUCAAAACUGGCUGAUAAA